AUGAUGUUGCAAAAUCUUACCACCAAAUGCCAACGCCUCACCAAUCUGAAGCACGAUACGACUAUGAUCACUUCAAGCAGCUGUGUACACGCAAUAAACUCCAGUGUGUCAAAGAAAUCCGAUAAAAAGCGCGAUCGAAAACAGAGCAAGCCUAUCACAAGCGGCUGGCAUUGCAGUGAAUGGCGUUUUGCUCGUUAUUGCUGUUUUAAGCGUCAUAAAUGUUCCAGAUGCGACCGUCCCACACCCUCGUCUGCCGGUACCCGAAAACUAUUUGUGUUGCGAACUCCACUAUACCGUCUUUUCCUCGCUAUCCACAUCCCACACCCGAAACAUUGUCCCAGGCUCAACGAACAACAUACGUCAGUGGUCGCGGUUGCAGCAGAUUUUCCGCUACGUUGA
This is a messenger RNA of Opisthorchis viverrini, 399 nucleotides long. RefSeq lists its product as hypothetical. The record is from RefSeq and is a predicted model, not a curated record. Lineage: Eukaryota; Metazoa; Platyhelminthes; Trematoda; Opisthorchiida; Opisthorchiidae. The transcript is spliced from 2 exons. The coding region runs from base 1 to 399 and encodes 132 amino acids.